AUGGCGCAAUCUCCCUCCAGGAAGGAGGCGAUGCGCCAAGUGCGGGGCGCGGAAGGAAUGGAUGGCGUCUGGUGGACGAAAUUCGGGGCAGCAUCGAUGGAUUUCAGCCACCAGGAGCGGAUGCAUCCGUCAGACACCAUUUUCAAGAACGUGGUGGCCCACAAGAGAUGGGAUGCGGAGGCAAUGAGUCGUCCGGCACCCUUGGCUUCCCGCGAGCUCCGUGCCACGCAGAUCAGGCAUCCUGCUCCAGCCACAGAAGCGCUUGCGCCGACAAAGGCAUCGCCAGAUCUGGAAAGGAAGUUCUGGGCACAUGCGGUUACGUCGAGACAGUCUGCCAUCCGCUUGGCCGAGAAGCGGCAACGACGCAUCGAUGUGUGGGCCGGAGAAGCACCGAUUCGGCUUGCACCUGAUGCACGCCGAGAGUGGUCAGAAUCAUCACUGAGCGCAGCGAGCUGUUCUCAGGUCAGUCGGGAAGUAUACCGCAGGAAUGGCUUCCUUGUUGGCCGCACGCAGGCCCCCGUCCGGGCAAAGUCUUUAUCCCUUCAGAGCAUUCUUUUCGCUGGGGAGGUGAUGAAGGCACCUCCGAUGAACGUUCUGAGAAAACGGCCUCGCCAGUAUGAGAUGGGCUGGAAGACUCUGCCAGAACGGAGGUUCGUCUUUGAUCCGAAGAGCUUCCUUCCAGUGCCUCGAGGCGGCUGGGAUCUAAAUGAUACUAGCUGGCCAGACAUCAUUCCAGCGGGACGCCGUGGACUGGCACCCUUGCCUUGCGACAGCCACGCGGAGGAGGCAGUGGAGCCAACGGUUGGGCCAAAGUCUUGA
Molecule: messenger RNA, 819 nt
Organism: Symbiodinium pilosum
Lineage: Eukaryota; Dinophyceae; Suessiales; Symbiodiniaceae
Source: the annotation of a GenBank genome assembly